AUGUACGAAGAUGAUUACGACAAACGCGAUUCGCGGCGCCUCAGCUAUAUCUCCUCCCCUUUAAGUGAAGCGAUCUCAAUCAUCCCUCCAAACCUUGCCGGCUGCGAAUCUCCUACCUCUCCCCAAAAUCUACAAGUGAAAAACCAUCUGAGUGAAGCAAACCAACGGCAAGUGAAUGGGCAAACAUGGGCGCAAGGUUCCAAGUCUGUGGAGAGCAGCCCGACGUCUCCCGCCUCGACCGCCUCCCCCGGCUCCACCGACACCGCUACUACCUCGUUCCCUCUCAACGAUAUCGAUUACGAGUCCAAUCCAGCCGCCGUGGCACAAGAGCUGAGCAACUUGGCUGCAAUCCGGCGGAUGUCAAUGGACGUGGCAGCCACCGGGGAUCCCGACCUGCCGAGCUUUUCAGUGCCGUCGAUCGCGCCCUCUCCCUCCGACGAUGAGAAUGAUGCUGCCCGCCUUUUUUGGGUCCCCGCCCGGUUACACCCGGAGUUGGCACCCAAGGAGUUCAAAUCCUUUCUCGAGAGUAAGGCAGAUAUGAUCAAACGGAAAUCCGGGGAUUUCUCGACCUUAGGCUCGGAUGGCGAAGGCAUGCGAGGAGGACUGAGACGAAAGCGGUCCAUGCUUUCAAGGCAGAUCGACAGCUCUCAUGGCUAUACGGAUGGCGCGGAGCGGCUUGAGCGUAAACGCUCACAGACACAAAAGGACUCAUUGGGUCCCAACCUGCAUGAGUUGGAAACCUUGGUCGAUGACUCGAAAUCGCGCACGCCGAGCGCUUCGUCAAUUCUCAGCGAUAUCCAAAAACUUGGGUUAUCGGCCGACGAAGAUAGGCCGAUACUUCCUCCAGCCCCUCCGGGUUACAGUCUUCGACGCUCAACAAGAACCCAAUAUCGCAAGGCUGGAAGCCUAAGAAAGGGAGAGAAAGCUCCAUACUCCAAACGGGCAGGGAAAUCGGCGGACGGAAACGACCCUACAGGCGGACAAGCAGCCAUAGGUCUGACACGGGUAUCGACUGAUCCCACGCCGAGUGUAACACGGUCGCAAGCCUUGGCCAAGUCUACUCAAGGAACACCGCAUACCCCUGACACAACAUCUAUAAGUGACUCCGUUCUUCCCGAUCCAUCAGAUCGGGCAAGCGCCCCUCCACCUGAACGUCAACAAUGGCAUUCGCGGAUCAGCUCGAAUGGACGCUCGACAUUGAACAUUCCAUCCUCCGAACAGAGAAUACCCGAAAUAAUUGAGACCCCGCCGCCCGAAAGCAAUGCCACACCCCCGAGCCCGAGUUCCCCGCAGCACACCCCGCCCUCAAAGGGCCCUUCGGUAGCAGAUCGAUCACACGAGCGGCCCCCUAACAAACGUUCCGGACUCAGUCGCACACAUGCCACGGAUGCCGCCCCCACUCUUAACGAGUUCGCCAAUAACCCACAGCCCUUGCCCGGUAAUACUAUGCGAACCGACAGUCUUUCAUUUAUCCCCACCGUGUCGGAAGAUCGCAAGCCAGAGGAACGCAAGCCAGAAGAAAAGAAAUCCGAAUCGAAGAAGUCAAAGGACAAAAAGGAGUCCGAAGGAGGACGCAAAUCGAGCUGGCACUGGCUUCUGGGCAACGAGGAGAAGGACAAGGAUAAAGAUAAGAAGAAAGACAAGGACAGCGAGUCGAAGAAGCACAAAUCGAAGUCUGCGGACAAAGCACACGAUGCAUCUCACGCCCCACCGUUGUCGACCGAAACUAUCCAGCGGGGACGCGAAAGCCUUGUCAUGGACCGACUGGACCCCAAGCUAGAGGAUGAACGACGCAAAGACAACACACGGAGAGCUUCCGGCGAAUCGAAGAAAGAGAAGGAAUCGGGACUAUUCUCGUCCAUCUUCGGUGGUAGUAGGAAGAAGAGCAACGGCGAUAGCGGACAUCAUCACAAGAAGAGCUCCUCUCGGAACUUGUCCCCUGAGCCGCCAGUUCGGGAGUUGCGGCCAGAUAUCGAUUACGCUUGGACUCGGUUCUCUAUCCUGGAAGAACGAGCAAUCUACCGGAUGGCACAUAUCAAGCUCGCAAAUCCCCGACGCGCGCUGUACUCGCAGGUCUUGUUGAGUAAUUUCAUGUAUUCGUACUUGGCCAAGGUGCAACAGAUGCACCCGCAUAUGAUGCUCGCAACGUCAGCGGCUCAGCGACAGCAGCAGCGACAACAGGAAGAGUACCAACAGUACCAGCGGUAUCACGAGGCUCAGGAGCAACAGUACACAGACAGUUCCUACGAUGAUCCUCAGAUGUAUGAAUAUAGUGACGAGCAUCAGGACCAGUACCGAUCCCAGUCGCGUGGGAGCAAAGAUGGCUACGACAAUGGGAAUGCAUACGGCCCAGGCCAUAGUCAAUACGGUCAUUCAACCUUUGGAGACGAUAUGCAGUUGGAUGACGACGAAGACGAUAUGUGGUGAUUGUGAAUGGACAGGCUCUUCCCUUGCUACGGUCGAAUAGUUGACGAGCAUUUCUAUACCCCUGCUUCUGUCGGAACGGGCGCCGUUUUGCAGCUUUGUACACUGGUGUUAGCUCCUAUCUUCGGACCCGCGAUAUGUGGCAAAUAGCACAACGAAAGAAAAGGAUAUGAGGGUUUCUGUUUCAUAUUCCACUAUACACACAGGAAAGCUGCUGUGAACCAAGUUUAUAUAGUGCACUUUUGCAUAUUCCAUGAUGAUGGCGGGGUAGUGCCUGAUAUGACCUGUUGUUGUUGCCUUGGCUUGAUUUGAUCGCAUAGCGAGAGGGGUUGGCUUGAUUUUCUAUUCUUUACUGUCUGUAUUAACGCUUUAUUUUAUCAUAGAACCUGACCACCGACUGGAGGCUAGUAGCCAUU
Aspergillus japonicus CBS 114.51 is the source of this 2840-nucleotide messenger RNA. Its product is annotated as putative telomere silencing protein Zds1. Gene Ontology annotation, biological process: positive regulation of G2/M transition of mitotic cell cycle; establishment of cell polarity. Bases 1 to 2427 code for a protein of 808 amino acids. Lineage: Eukaryota; Fungi; Ascomycota; Eurotiomycetes; Eurotiales; Aspergillaceae. The record is from RefSeq and is a predicted model, not a curated record. The transcript is spliced from 3 exons. Gene Ontology annotation, cellular component: cytoplasm; cell septum.